Lutra lutra (Eurasian river otter) is the source of this 4524-nucleotide messenger RNA. RefSeq names its product monoglyceride lipase (gene MGLL). Lineage: Eukaryota; Metazoa; Chordata; Mammalia; Carnivora; Mustelidae. Bases 550 to 1563 code for a protein of 337 amino acids. Gene Ontology annotation, molecular function: lipase activity. Gene Ontology annotation, cellular component: membrane. The record is from RefSeq and is a predicted model, not a curated record. The transcript has 9 exons.
CCGUGCCCGUGCACACGCCCGGCGAAGUCUCCUGGUUUUUCCCGUGGCUUUCCCAGUGACAGCUGCGGGGCUCCUCGGAGACAGGCAGGGAAGCAAAGUUUGUCAGGAGCCUCGGGGGUGACUUUGCCUCGGGGACCCGCAUUUGUGCGUGUGCGUGGUGCCUCGGGGUGCGCGGUGCUAGUUUCCCAGUUUCCCUGGGCAGGGGGUGCGGGACUCGGAGCCCCUCCCCCCACCGAACCCCUCCAUGGGUUUGUCUAGGGAAAGUGAUGACCUAAACUAGUAGUGGGGCAUAGCAGGCGCAUGUUCCCCGCCCCUGGGGAAGGAGGGGAGCCCCGGAGGGCUUGUCAGUGCAAUCUGGUCGCAGACUGCCCGGCUCCGCACCCCCUAAAGCCCGAAAGGCAGGCUCUGGGGGCAGGGCGCGGGGUGGGGGGACAGGGCUGGGGAGCUGCUUGAAUGCUGCCCUGUGACCGCUGAGAUGAGGGAACAGCCCUUAUUUGCCUGGCUCUGAUCCUCCAUGCUGUCGUGGUUGUGGAAUGCAAAAGCUAGGACAUGAUGGAAACAGGACUUGACGAUCCUUCCAGAAUGCCGGAGGAAAGUUCUCCCAGGCGGACCCCGCAGAGCGUUCCAUACCAGGACCUGCCUCACCUGGUCAACGCCGACGGGCAGUACCUUUUCUGCAGAUACUGGAAACCCAUGGGCACACCCAAGGCCCUCAUCUUUGUGUCGCAUGGAGCUGGGGAGCACUGUGGCCGCUAUGACGAGCUGGCUCAGAUGCUGAUGGGGCUGGGGCUACUGGUGUUCGCCCACGACCAUGUUGGCCACGGACAGAGCGAAGGGGAGAGGAUGGUAGUGUCCGACUUCCACGUUUUCGUCAGGGAUGUGUUACAGCACGUGGAUAUCAUGCAGAAAGACUACCCAGGGCUUCCUGUCUUCCUUCUGGGCCACUCCAUGGGAGGUGCCAUCGUCAUUCUCACGGCCGCGGAGAGGCCAAGCCACUUCUCCGGUAUGGUCCUCAUUUCACCCUUGGUUCUGGCCAAUCCUGAGUCUGCGACGACUCUCAAGGAUUAUCCGAAGAGCCUGAGCGAACCGGCAAUGAGAAGUUUAUUCUGUUUGAUUCCAGCUUCCUUAUGGGUCUUCGCUGCGAAAGUUCUCAACCUUGUCCUGCCAAACCUGUCCCUGGGCCCAAUUGACUCCAGAGUGCUCUCUCGGAAUAAGACGGAGGUGGAGCUUUACAAUACGGACCCACUCAUCUGCCGGGCAGGUCUGAAGGUGUGCUUCGGCAUCCAGCUGCUCAACGCCAUCUCGCGGGUGGAGCGGGCCCUCCCCAAGCUGACCUUGCCCUUCCUGCUGCUCCAGGGCUCUGCCGACCGCCUUUGUGACAGCAAAGGGGCCUACCUGCUCAUGGAAUCCGCCAAGAGCCAGGACAAGACGCUCAAGAUAUACGAAGGUGCCUACCACAUUCUCCACAAAGAGCUUCCUGAAGUAACCAACUCCGUCUUCCGUGAAAUAAACAUGUGGGUCUCCCAAAGAACAGGGGUGGCGGGAACGGGGUCCCCACCCUGAGUGCACCAGCUACGUGGCCCACGCACGGUCGGGGAUGUGGGCAGAGGAUGGGCAGAAGCUGGCUUCUCACGCGUGGCUUGCCGGGGGAGGGGGGAGGAAAUCACAACCUGGAGGAAUCCCUAGCAGCAACAAAUCCCUAGAUUUUGUUGAUUUUGUUGUAUACCAGGCUGCCUGCUACUGGGUCUACCUUAAGGUGUAGAUACAUUGUGAAAAAAUGGAGAAGGGUCACAGGGAGGAGAUGUGCUCCGAUGUCCUUAAAACCAAGUGCGGCCUCUGCCCUGCCUCUUCCCCCGCCCCUCCCACAACAAGGUUCCCAGGAACUCCUGGUGUUCCUCGAACACCUGACUGCAAUAAUUAGAGGAGUCUCCCCACCCCACCCCCUCCCUCCAGCCCCCACCCCAGGACACUCCCCAACUGGCCCCGCUCUGUGGCCUUUCUCUGGCUGUGGGAUGAGGUGGCGGGGGCAGCUCCCCCGGGGCAGACUCACAUGCACUCCGAGGCCCAGAAAAUGCCCGGGACUUCCUUGGCACGAGGAGCCACCCAUGCCACCCAUGUCAGCUCCUUGUCAGCCUGGAGCUAGGCUUUGGGACAGGAUGAGGUUUGGCCCACACAAAGAGGACUGGGCAGGAACCCCUCCUUGUUGCCUGGGGAACCCCAGGCUGCCCACAGAGUGCUUUACACAUUCAGAGGCUGCUCUUCCCUGUGGGACCCGCUGGACCUGACACUAUGAGAGGGGAAUGGUAUUGAAGAGGAAACAUUUAAUAUAUAAUGUAUAUUCUAAAGCAGGGAUUAUUUGGGUGGGUGGGUGGGACCAAGUGUGGGAGCCUGAUGCCCCUGCACAGAAUGGGACAAACUGGCCGCAGGGCCCUAGGUCGAGGUGUGACCCCUGGAAGCAGGGCUCCCCCCUCCAGCCCCAGCAGUGGGCGGUGCCAGGCGUGUCCCUGGUCCUGGCCUGCCCGCAGCCACCCUGGGAGCCUCGGUGCUGGCAGCACAGCUCCCUCUGGUGGCAGAAGAGGAGAGUCCAGACUCCAUGGCCCUGCCCAGGGCUGCAGCACCGCCCCCCCACUCGCAACCCCCUUUCCCGGAGGCCAGGACAGGAGGGGCCAGCGAGGGCUGGCAUGGGCCCACCUUUCCCAGCAGAGGGCCCCGCGGCGCCUGACCUGCCUUUCUCAGGUGCCAAACCCCACCUGCCCACCCUGGGCCCUCCCUUAGCGCCAGCAAUAAAUGGGGAUCACCGGCCACUGCGGGGGGACUUUCACUUUCAAAUGGGACUGUUGUUACCUCCUGAAGCUCCUUAGUGCACAUAUGACCCUGGGUGGGGGUGGACCCGCGAGGGGACGCCUGCUCGGCCCGCAGGGUGCAGUCAAGGGACCUCAAGGCCCUGGAUGAGGCGGCUGCUACAGGGCCAGGCCCUCUGAAUUUGGGGACUGGGAGUUGGGUCUCCCACCUCUUCCUACAGCGGUGGGAACUGUUGCCCUUCACCCACACCCUGUUCUGGGGCUUGUUCCGGGUCCCCAGAGAGGAGGGUCCCCCUGCUCUCCUUCCAGGGACCCUGACCAUGGCGUAGCCAAGCGCUGGUCACCCUCCAGAGGUCAGACCCCGGGCCCCAAUGGAAAGUCAUGCUGGCGUGGGGGCUGAGGUCUGUGUUCUCCUGCCCUUCUGGGCGGUGGGGGUGGGGGGCUAGGGGGCAGGGAGAGGGCAGGGCCCAUGGCCCCACAGAAAGAGGCUUUCUGUGACCCAUCUCCCUUCUCUGGCUUCUCUUUCGGAGGAGAAAAAUGUAAAAUAUGCACUGAGAGAGAAGGUCAGCCCCUGCCUGUUCAAAUUGGCCCACUGUAUGAAUGUUUCUGCUCCUCGGCUGAGGAAAAACAGAAAUGCCACCCACAAACCCCCCAAACCUCGGGCACCCCUAAGCCCAGAUCAGGAAUUCUCGCCAAGAGCGGGGAUAACGCAAGUCACAUGAAGCCGCCUCACCUCUCACCCCUGCCGCCUCUCCCAGAGCAUGUGCCGGCUCCGCCAUUUCCCAAAUUAAAUAUCAGGCCCAUGGUUUGACCUGGAGUGAUUUGGACGCACGGAUUUAUUCAUAUGAAAGCUCUGACAGAGGCAUAUUCAGUCACAUUUACAUAUCUGGUUAAAGGUUAAAAAAUUGCCUAUAUUAAAAAGAAAAAAAAAAUUAUUUGGAAGCAGGACUGUCUCCUAAAACAGGAGGGGACAAGGACAUGGCUACACCCGCUGCUGAAUGGGAGCAGGUGUGGGAGGCAGACACCAGCUGUGUCUGUUGUCCCACUGGGGCCGCACCAGGGCUAUGGGCCCGCCUGUCCUGGGGGAGCUGUGCAAGGCUCGAGUUCAUUCUCAGUGGUGACGGCUCCAUGCCGACAUUGGGAGCUUCAGAGUCAUCCCUUCACCAUGACGAGGAGCUGAGUUUGGAAGGGAAGUGAGGUCAUUCUUGGCCCGGCCUCAAGAAGGAGAGAAGGACCCUGGAGACGCGCACCUCUGGGACCCGAGGUCCAAGCACUGACGUGGAGGCGGCACCUUCCUCUGGAAAUUGGAGGUCACCCCGGUUUAUACAGAAACCAUGGGGUUCAGGCCUGGUAGUCCUUCUAGGAAAAGAUGCCCCUUGCAACAGGAAUGGGGGGGCGGUGGUUGCUCCUUUGCUAGGAUGGGGGUGGAUGGUCACAGGUACCCCCUCCCAGCUUCCAGGGGGCACCAAAGGAUGCCUGGGAAACCCGCCUGCUCUGUUCUGCACUGUGGCAAGGUCCCAUGCUACCUUUUCUCUCUUUCACCAAUCACUAACAUAAACCCACUGGGGUCACCGUGAUCAUCUAAGCAGUUUGCCACUUACUGUCCCUGCAGCUCAGCCACAAUCCUCUGUGCGUACCCUUACUGGGACUCGCGAUCCGUUCAGAACUAUCAAAGGAACCAUGUAUGUCACAGCUAAUCCUAAUAAACCGGGUGUUUUCUGCA